Macrobrachium nipponense is the source of this 6696-nucleotide messenger RNA. RefSeq lists its product as uncharacterized. Gene Ontology annotation, biological process: negative regulation of transforming growth factor beta receptor signaling pathway. NCBI's taxonomy places the organism in Eukaryota, Metazoa, Arthropoda, Malacostraca, Decapoda, Palaemonidae. The coding region runs from base 2413 to 3471 and encodes 352 amino acids. Gene Ontology annotation, molecular function: R-SMAD binding. Gene Ontology annotation, cellular component: early endosome membrane; Golgi membrane. The transcript has 5 exons. The record is from RefSeq and is a predicted model, not a curated record.
GAAAGGAGAGAGAGAGGAAUCGAGUGUUACUUGUCGUUUAAUUUAAUAUUGCUCCAGCUUGACAUAGUUCUUGUGGUAGUAGGCGUGGACUAGCGAGCGUUCGCAGUCCCUCCUGCUUACCAGUCCAUUUCGAUCUGCGUGAAUGGUGACAGGGCGGCCCCGAGUGUCUUCUGUAUGGACUGGAGGAGAAACGGUGCCUUCGUCGCCGUACUCGAGUUCCGUUCGCGUUCCGAAGCAGCAGCAGCAGCAACAGCAGCAGCAGAAGCAGAAGCAAAAGGCACAGGAGGAGGAGAAGGAGCACCCGCUCGUCUUUAUCCCUUCCUCUUCUUCUUCAGCUGUGAUGUGCCACCGACACCCCUCAUCGGAUUCGAUCGCCUCCAUCCAGAGGAGUCUCCGUCUCCCAGCCACUGCUGCGCCUCCUUCAGGAACAUUGUCCUUCCUUCCGCCCUCUCAACAGCCCCCAUCUCCGCCACUGCUGACAUCGCAGGCUACACCCUCAUCGUCAUCGUCUUCAUUAUUACCAUCAUCAUCGUCAUCUUCAUUCGUGACAGGCAUCAUCGCCCUUGAACCGCCCUCCUCCUACUCCUCCUCCUCCUCCUCCUCCUCCACUGCAUCCGCUACUCCCGCUUGCCCAAGCCCAACCACCCUCUCUCUCUGUAGGCGGUGCCCUUCUGCAUUAGCAUCGACGGCAACAACACACUGACUGACUGACUGACUGACUCGUCAGCCCUGAGCAACAGGAGAAAAGCGUUUCGCACUGCCCUUGUCCUUAUCUGCUAAGGUGUUUGUAAAUAACAUUACCGGACCCUGAUUCAACCACGUUUAUCAAUACAACAACUACUAUUACUACUACGACUCAUACUACUUCUCCUACUGCUGCUAUUGUCACUACAUCCACUACUAUUACUACUACUUCUACUACUUCUCAACUAUUACCACUACUCCUGUUCUACUGUUUUUCGACGCAAUUAUAGCAGUUAUUGCCGGAAGCCGUUUACACAAGCGAUUGUAUUCAGUAACCUCCCGUUCUAGAGACUCCAUAGUCAGUUGUUUUUUCUUCUUUUUUUUUUAACCGUGAGUAUCUUAAGCUAAAUGUCCGGUUCAUUGUGAUGACGAAAGUGCCCUCUUUUGAAGUGCCUGUAAAUAUUCCAUCUGUGCUUGGUUUUCGUUUUUAGUUUAUUGUAUUUACAUUACUACAGUUAUUGUUAUUAUUAUUAUUAUUAUUUUUUCGGUUACCGGUACAGUGACCCGGUUGCUUUCAGAGCCGUGUUAAGAUCACCACUUUCCGUCUUUUUCAAUCCCCCGGUUUAACCUUCGUUAAUUUCAAGACUACGCAGGGGGUAGGAGUAGAUAGAUAGAUGUUCAGAGCCGUCGAUCCAAAACUCCUUGACUGUCGUCUUUAGUGAUUUGGAUUUGAUCUUUGUCGAAGGAAGUAGCGGCAGAAUAAAUAGAACGUGAAUAAGAAGAAGAAGAAGAAACCUCCUUCUCCUUGGGACGAGAUCACUGGGAUGAGAUCACUCAAGACUGAUUUCCUGGCUGCCCCCUUCCCAAAUCUCCUUUAUUAUUUGAUCUAUUUUCGAUUUGUCCCCCUUGUUAUCGGUUCCUCCUUCGGUUCCGCUCAUGUGUUCUCUUUGCUCUAAUCGUACGGUUCCCUCCAAAUAUCCAGCAGAGUGUGUUCAUGUGAGGCCUCUGAUGUGUUCAGCUUUCGCGUCGGAAGAAGCAAGAAGCUAUGAUGCUCCUUUGAACCUCCUUUGAACAGUCCUACCUACACAAAGUGAUUGAGGUGAAGGAGGUCACGUUUUGACUUGCUUCUGUGUGACGAUUUUCAAAUGUAAAAAUAAAAAAAAUACACAAAGGAGGAAAAUAAAAGAAAAAAAAACUGCCUUGAAGGAGAGGUGUGGUGGUGUAUAGCCUUUUUAUAUCGGACGGUUUCGGAUUCCGGAUGCAGUGAAGAGAGAGCUAUAAAGAAAGCAAGCAAGCAAGCAAGCGAGAGAAAGGGAAAGAGGGAGGGAGAGAGAUAUAUAUAUUUAUAAAUAUAAAGAGAGAGGCAGAGACAGAUUGAAAAAAAAAAUUAAAAAGUUUUGGUUAAAUUUAAAGUGUUGUUGGAAAAAUUAGGAGGCAGUGCAUCGUCAGACCAGCGAGCGUCUGACCACUAGCAGGUGUGAAGGAAAGAAGGAUAAACGGUAGAAGAGCCAAGACUGGAUUAAAAAACUAUCUUAGAAACUUGUUUAUGUUCGUCUCGUCAGUUCUGACGCUUUCCUUGACUGCUACCAGCGCAAUGGCUUAUAUCAGGUAAACGUCGGAAGAAUAGUUUGGCUAACGACAUGAGUGAGCGGUGUGCAGGUGGUGGUGAUAGUGUUGGUGGUGGUGGUGGUGACUGCCCUGGUGUCUUGUGUGUUGGGCCACUCUAAAAUGGGCGCCAGACUGUGGUCACAGCGACGGACCUCCCGUGCUGCCCGACCGCCACCAUCCCCACAGCACUCACAGACCAUCCUCACGCCCACCACAUUCACGCAUUCGGUGUUGUAUAUGUGCGAGGGCAUGAGUGGAAGCGUUGCAGAGGCCAUGGCUGCCGCCAGGGACCGGGCCACCCGUUAUCAGAGCGUUCAGCAGGAUUUUGCCCUUGGUCUACCCCAUCAGGUGCGCCGACCCGAUGGAGAGGAGAGGAGAUGCACUAUACCCAAUAUGAAGCCCUUUGCUGCUACCUCGGAUUCGCAGGAGGCAGAAACAACUCGUGAGUACAUCAAGCCACCCCCUAAUAAAACACUCUUUGAUGUACCUCCUCGAUCGUAUUCUAUGGGAGUGCUUAAUCGAGAGUGGGACGUGGCGCCAGGUGGAAUGCAUCUCCAUCAACAGCAGCAGCAGCAUCACCAUAAUCAUUAUUCAGCACCAUUGGAUCCUGCUGGAUCAGCAGCUUCAUCUUCGUCGUCGUCGCCGUCUACUUCUUGGCCAAGUUGGGGUAGUGGUGAUGAAUCAAGUAGGGGAUCACCUAGAAGGGCACGUAAGACCCUGGGCUUUGGACAAAAGGGGUCUCCAAGCUUAUUAUCCAAUUGUAUCGCUCCAUUCACCUCACCAAAGAACGAAAGAGUACCCCAGUCUCCUCAGGAUGGGGGCCGGAAGGCAAAUCGACAUCAGGUAGUGUUGAAUACUGGUACCCUUUUGUCUUCUCAAGACCAAUAUUGCCCAGCAGCCAGUACGUGGGCGGACAUUACCACAGUGUCAGUGCCAUGUGGAUCCUCUCACAGUCCCAAUUACCCUAGUGGGUCAGGGACAUCCCAGGGAACACUUGGUAGUGGUAUGGGUGUACCGGGGGACCCACCACAUCUGUAUGAACAAUCCUCUCAGUCAGGCUGCAGUGCACCUGCGGACCAUGAGCUUCCGGAACUAUAUAGUGAGGUGAUAGAAAAUCCCACCGUAUGUAGAAGUGUUAGUAGACCUUCAGAACAAAGGACAAACAGUGGGAAAAUAUGACCACCAAGGCGUUUACUUAGUCUUUCAAACAUACUUUAUAUCACUUAAGAUAUACUUGUUGUAAUGAAAGUUGUUAUAUCCCCUGGGAUGUGAUAAGUGACACAUGAUACAGUGCUAAAGCCAGCAGGUGUCUUGGUGCUCAGUAAUAUUGGGCCAAUGCUCAGGCUUUCACCUGUGCAUUGUCAGCUGCCAGCAUGUAUGCGCACAGGGCUGUGUCAGGAUGGCCAAUCCUUGUCUGUUCUGAUACAUUUCAUGUACAUACAAGAUAGGCAAGCAGCAUGCACCAGGGCUCUUUUUCGCCAGAUGGGACUGGUGCAUGUAAGAGGCAGGAAGCAUGCAUUCUGGGCUUGCCGAAUGGGGCCGAUGCAUGCAAGGACCAUAGCAGUUGGGACCAGCCGCUCUCGUGGUGGUGGAUGAUGAUGAUGAUGGAUUCACCAGUGCCUGGGGUCCCAAGGACCAGUGCCACAUUGGCUGAGCAGCAGGACAGAAUUUCGUCUCUUUUGUUGAAUAUAAAUUGUGCUCUGCUGACAGCUGGUGUGGUCCAUACAGUGUAUUGUUGAGUGGUGCAGCAGCAUUUCCAGGGCCAAGUCCCAUAUGUGAUAGGCCUUUCUCUCUCUCUCUCUCUCUCUCUCUCUCUCUCUCUCUCUCUCUCUCUCUCUCUCUCUCUCUCUCUCUCUCUCUUUGUUCCCCUUUCCUUUGCUUUAUUCCUCUCUCUCUCUCUCUCUCUCUCUCUCUCUCUCUCUCUCUCUCUCUCUCUCUCUCUCUCUCUCUCUCUCAUUAGACAGGUGAUGGAGUGUGGUGCAUGGCGGCGAUGGCUGAGGGAGUGUGGCUGGGCAUCCUGUAGAUGAUGAUAAGUGAGGCAGACCAGAGACUCAGGGAACACUGCAAAAUAUAGCUUUUUAUUACUCCUUAAUUAUAAAUAUAUAAAAAUUGUGAUUUCAUAUUGUGUAAUGAUUAAACUUAGUAGGUUCCCUGUGACUGGAUGGGAGCAAAACUGGUCAUUGAAGGUGUGAUGGGGAAGGUGUCAUGGGCCUUGGAGGUGGAAUCACUCAUUAUGAAUCCAACAGUUUGAGACAAGUGACACAAGUACCCUUCACCCACUAUCAACCUUGCCUUUUAAAAAAUGCACACACAUACACACGCACACACACCCCCCCCACACACACACACUCACACACACACAGGAAUACACAAUAUUUUCACAUAAAUUCAUAUUACAGGUGUGUGCAUAUCUCCAGGCUUGGCUGGUCCCCAUGUGGAGUAUAGUAUUGUAGGUAACACUCACUGUUAUUCCACUGCCAGGUAUAUUUUAGGUUUUGUAAGACUUCCUGUAACUUAUUGUUCUGCCAUGUUGGCAGGUGAUAAUCCUUCCACCCUAGCUGCUAAGCAGUCAUUUUGCAAGAAUGCAUCAGACAUGGUAUGUAUGUAUGAGACUGAGAGUGCAGUGUGAUUGGCAAUUGUUAAAAAAUGAAACUGUGGUAAACUGUUCAAAUCCUUAAGUACAGUGAGCCCAGCCACGCUGCUCAUGGAUAAAAAUAUAACUCCUUCAGUUUUGUCAGUCUUUUUCUUGGGAUGUAAAUCAUCCUCAUGCUUUUUUUUUUUACCAACUUUUUAUUUUUUAUUUUUUUCUUUAAUCAUUCUGACCAAAUCUGGGUUUUGUAUUCAUCACUCCAUUCUUAAUCAUUCUGUUCAUUACUUAUAGCAGUCAUCUAAAAUUAUUAGGGUUGAAGUAAUGAUAAACUUUACACCAUUUGUAUUGUGAAAUUUGGAUGAUUAAGACGUAUAACUAAAUUUUGUAAUAUUUUACAGGCUAUGAGAUACUGAUUAAAGAUACCCAACUGUGAAGUACCUGGUUUCUUAGUCAUGUACGUCAGUUAAUCAAAUUAUUCUUUUGUAAAUAAAUAUCAGAACUUAUAUUCAAACAAAUGUAAGAAUUUGUACUCUAAAAGAAAACUUUUUAUUUAACCUCUGUUUCACUUAUCAGAAGUCUGUGCAGUAAAAUUCAAAAUGUUCGAAUCUGGAAGACCUUGAUUGCCAUGUUUUGAAAAAUGAUUAUUUUUUUAACAUUGUCAUUCACUAUUUCUUGUUAAACAUCUACCUAAAGUUUUACUUGUGCAUUCUGUUUUUGCCAUGGCUUUAUUAUUUUUCACCUGUCGGUCAUUAUUAUUUCUCAAAAACUAACCUACUUACAGUAUACUGAUAAAAAGUUUGGAACUGAGGUUAUAAGAGGAUGUAAAUUUCUUCUCCACAAACAAGGAAGUGUUUAGGAAAAUAGUAAUAUGAAGGCAGAUUUAUUCAUCAAGGUACUGGAAAUAUAAAGCAUUUAAAACUGUUAAGAAUGAGGAAACUGUAUGCAGUUCUAAAUCAAGGUGUUGUCAAUGGCAGCUGUUCUGUCACAAACUGUCAAUAAGCACUAGAGAAUCUGUGAUGUUGACUAAGGAAGUGAAUCCCCCGCAUGGCAUUGGAUGUUUGGAAUGUGUGCAUUGGGCCCAGGUCAAAUGUAGAGAAUGUCAUAUUUUUACCUUUUUAUGUGAGACUUCUUCAUGGUGCUAUAGGUAUUUUAUGAGGGAAUAAUUUAUGCUAUGAGCUUCCAAGGCAGUGCAGUGGAAAAUACAAGUUGAAAGUAACUGAUGAAAAUAACGUGGAUAAAGUUUAAAAAUCCAUCUCAGGUUUAUCAAUUAGUUAUUAUCGGUUAUUGGUUUGUUACACUACCACUUCAUUUGGAUGAGUUUGUGUCAAAUCAAUGUUAAGUAUCACAUGAUAAUUGUAUUUUACAAUUCUAUUUACCAAGUAAUUUUCAGUUUUAUUUUAAAUUUUUUUCAUGUAUAGAGUUUACAUAAUUUUUUCCAAUAUUUUAUCAUAAAUGCUGUCGUAGUUUUCUAUAAGAUGCUGGAAAUCUGGCUUUUUCUCUCUUCAAUUAUUGUGUUUUGUAUGUAAUAUUACCAUGAGGGGCAGUUAUCCUUACUGAUGCUGUAUUUUGUUAUACUUUCACCUAUAUUUUUUACUAGAUAUAUAUUUCAUUAGUAUUAGAUAUCAGGGUAUACUGUUAUUUUAUAAAGACAUCGAUUCAGAUGAUUAAAUUAUAAUGUACUGUACUUAAUUAAUGAAAGAUAUUGGUCAAGAUAGUGAUUGGCUGCCAUAUUUCAUCUGAAUAUUUAAAUCCAUGUUUCUUACAAAGCAAAACAUGAUUUUUUGUCAUAGAUUAUAAUAAAGAUAUGCCAUAUA